UCAUGGCUCCUCUCACUUCCCUGAGGGAUUUCUUGGUCCUGUUCCUGGUCCUUAUACCCCUGGGUGAAGUGUUCGCCAGCAUCCCUAGGAAGACCGUACAAUAUGACAAUGCUAAGAUUUUCAGAGAGAAUGGCAUUUCAAACUAUUCAACGAUGAUAUUGAGAGAGGACCUGGGUGUCCUUUUCAUUGGUGCUAGAGACGCUGUAUACGCUCUGGACCUUGAGGACAUCUCCUCGAAAAAGGCUGGGGUCUACUGGCAGGUCUCAGAGGAGCAGAACACGUCCUGCAAGAGCAAGGGAAAAGAUUCAAUGGAAUGUCAAAACUACAUCAAGACACUUCAGGCUCUCCACGAUGGCAGGAUGUUGGUGUGUGGGACCAACGCAUACAACCCCACAUGUGACUAUAUGACCUACGCAAACGGAACGUUGACCCUGGAAGGGAAGAAGGAAGAGGGGCGAGGGAAAGUUCCCUUUGACCCCUUCCAGAGGUCAACCUCGGUCAUGGUUGGGACAGAACUAUAUUCAGCCACAGCGGUGAAUUUCCUGGGUACUGAGCAGGUGUUGCAGCGUCAUUCCUCCCCGGCUAUCAGGACCGAACACAGACACUCCUGGCUUAACAAGCCCUCCUUCGUACAGUUGGACGUCGUCCCCGAGAGCAUGAACAACCUCGAUGGGGACGACGAUAAAGUCUAUAUGUUCUUUAGUGAGGAGGCCAUGGAGUUUGACCUGCCAGCCCAGAUCAGGGUCUCUCGUGUGGCACGGGUCUGCAAGGGGGAUUUGGGUGGUCAGAGGACCUUACAGCAGAAGUGGACGUCCUACCUGAAGGCCCGUCUUGACUGCCCCGUGCCCCUGGAACCCAGCCUGCCAGCCAUCAUUCAGGAUAUCUUCCUCCUGAAAGACCAGGAUUGGAGGAAGAGCGUGUUUUACGCUGUUUUCAGCCCGCAGACAACCACAUCGGAUCUCUCCACUGUGUGUGCGUUCAGCGUGGCUGACAUUGGGAAAGUCUUCUCUGAGGGUAGGUAUAUGACUCCGGUGACAAUGGAGUCAGAAACAAGGUGGGUUACCCACACCGGAGAGGAGCCUGUCCCACGACCUGGAACGUGUAUGACCAAUGCUGUGCGGGACCUCGGGAUUGAGCACUCGCUGGACCUCCCUGACAAGACCCUGCAGUUCGUCCGUGACCAGCCACUCUUGGAGGGAGCAGUACCUCCACUGACCGGGGAGCCACUGGUGCUGCAGAGGGGAGCCAAGUUGUCGGUGAUUGUUGUGGACAGAGUCAUGGCCGUGGAUGGAGAAAACCACCACGUUAUGUUUAUUGGAACAGAGGAGGGCACGGUGCAGAAGGCUGUGCAGUACGCUGCUGGUGACACCAUCAUUAUCCAAGAGACCCAGGUGUUCCAGACUCUGGAGCCAAUCAAAGUGCUGCGUCUCUCCUCUGGCACGGGACAGCUCUAUGCAGGCUCAGGGUCUGGAGUGGUCCAGAUUCCAGUUAGGGACUGUGGUCGGUAUGGGUCCUGUCUGGACUGUAUCCUGGCCAGAGAUCCCUACUGUGCCUGGGACACCACCUUAGCAGCCUGCUCAUCUGUCCUCAACUUACCCACUGGCUCCAGGAACAUGUACCAAAGCCUUAAACAUGCGGAUGCCUCGAUGUGCCCCCGAUCAGUCCCUGUGAAGCCACUUACAUUACCAUUUAAUGUUGGGAGCUCCAUCCACCUGCCGUGCCAACCAGCAUCCAACCUGGCCCAGGUGAGCUGGCACUUUGCUAAGCAGCCCCUCCAGCUGAGAGACAGGUACCAGAUGUUGAGCCAGGACUUGUUGAUAGUGAGUGCCCUAGCUUCAGACGCUGGCCGGUACACCUGCCAGAGUCUGGAGGAGGUCAAAGGUCGACUCUACACCAGGACAGAGGCUGCCUACAUCCUGCAGCCCACAAAGACUCUACUGGUCCUGCAGUUAUCUGUGGCUCUGCUGUCUGUGCUGCUGGGGGUUGUGGUCCUCUGGAGUGUCAGGGGACACGUCAGACUCAGGGCCAGAAUUCACCUAGCAGAACCCGGCCAGAACAACAACAACAACUGGAGAACAGACCCUGGUUGUGUCCCUGGGUCUGACAUCUGAGCUGGGACUAAUAACUGAGACUAGGGGUGCGUUCAAUUCGAUUCAACGUUUGCUAUGUUGCGUGACGGUUUGUACUGAAUGACACGUUUCCCCAAAACGGUGCUCACCAUUCUUUUUAUUUGAUUUUAUUUUUUAUUUCACCUUUAUUUAACCAGGUAGGCAAGUUGAGAACAAGUUCUCAUUUACAAUUGCGACCUGGCCAAGAUAAAGCAAAGCAGUUCGACACAUACAGAGUUACACACGGAGUAAAAUGAACAUACAGUCAAUAAUACAGUAUAAACAAGUCUAUAUACGAUGUGAGAAGGGAGGUAAAGGCAAAAAAGGCCAUUAGACAGCCACGUUUCCCCAAACGGUGCUCACCAUUCUUAGACAGCCUUUGAGGUACGUUUGCUCCCAUUUUGGUGGGUGUGAUGAACUGUGGCCUGUUCAAUAAGGGUGUGACUAUGUGUGCUACGCACUAAACACGCGUAGCACAAACCAUACAAUCUCCCUCUGGGCCUCAAUAAUCACACCGUUUUUCAGCGGGUUGUUCAGUACAGUAGCGUUUCCAUUUGAAUUAAAUGUUGAACCCCAUUCUGUCGUACUGACAGCACCCCUAGAAUCACCAGCACCAUUCUUUACUCAUUGUUUUCCACUUAAGAUCC
Molecule: messenger RNA, 2755 nt
Organism: Oncorhynchus nerka (sockeye salmon)
Lineage: Eukaryota; Metazoa; Chordata; Actinopteri; Salmoniformes; Salmonidae
Product: semaphorin-4E-like
Exons: 14
Coding region: 3-2111 (702 amino acids)
Biological process (GO): negative regulation of axon extension involved in axon guidance; positive regulation of cell migration; neural crest cell migration
Cellular component (GO): plasma membrane
Molecular function (GO): semaphorin receptor binding; chemorepellent activity
Source: RefSeq, a predicted model, not a curated record